Molecule: messenger RNA, 1587 nt
Organism: Theobroma cacao (cacao)
Lineage: Eukaryota; Viridiplantae; Streptophyta; Magnoliopsida; Malvales; Malvaceae
Source: RefSeq, a predicted model, not a curated record
UUGAACUUGCCACAUCCAAAGACUAUUAUUAUGUCUCCUCGACGCGAACAACCACCUUUCACUAGAUCAGUUGGGAGGGGAAGAGGUCGUUUCCAACGUCGUCAGUUAGGUGCAAUAGAGGAGGAAUCGACUGCAUCCACCAUUCGGGCAGCACCUGCUGCUGAACAAACCGAGACUCCUCCACAUCCUCCACCUCCUCUGCCACUUACUAGUAUUCUUGCUAUGCCUCUUGAGGCAGUUCAGGCAUUAGCAGCCUUCUUUACUGCUAUUGCUGGCCAGGCUCAGGCUGGUCAAGCUCUUCCUACAGUUCCUCUGGCUGCUCCUUCAGUACCACCAUCCCCACCUCCUGUCCCACCACCAGUGCUGGAUGUUUCUGAUUCUAAGAAGCUUAAAGAGGCUAGGCAACAUAGUUGUGUUUCUUUUAUGGGUGAGUCGGACGCAACCGUGGCUAAAGAGGUGGUGCGAAUGGCUUUAAGAGCUGAGAAGCUUGCGAAUGAAAAUAAGAGUCUGCGAGCUGAGUUAGCAAAAAGGAGAAAUCUAAGUGUAUCUUCUAGUCAGCCACCAAACAGGGGCAAAAACUCCUCUGUUUCAGGAAGUUCACGUAGAUGCAGAAAUUGUGGGAAUUAUCAUGUUGGGCCGUGCAGAGGGCCUGCACGAUGUUUUCAUUGUGAUCAACUGGGUCACAUUAGGAGAGAUUGUCCACAGUUAGGACGGGCUACGGUAGCUGCUCCAUCUCCACCAGCUCAUACGGAUAUACAGAGGAGAGAUUCCUCUGGAUUGCAACCGAGACAGGGAUGAUUUUGACAUACCACCAAGGGUAGAUUAAAUAAGUUGAAAUUAGUGCUCUAAUAAAGUACGUAUGAUAGAAAGCUAGUUUGUAAGUUGUAGUUUUCAUGAUCAUGAAAUAUAUAAAGAUUAUCAAUAUAUGGACAUACAUUUGGAGUUGUAAUUUACAAGUUUGAAGUAUUUAAGAUAUGAUUAAAUGGAAUUAGCAUUAGUUAGGGUACGUAAAUCUUUUAAUUAAUUUCUAUGGAGUAUCCAUGAUAGUAGAAUGGAGGAACAUCGUGCAGUGAUGCUAUAUGGUGAAAUCACUAUACAAUAUGGAAAGGGUAUUUUCGAGUGGGAUUUAUUGACUGAUGAUAAGUGAUGAGCAAUUUGAGAUACAUGUAGCUAUGAAUAAAUUUGGAGAUCUUUGCUUAAGCAAACUCGUAUUAAAUGUUAUGGUAAAGAUAUAUGAAUGCUAGUGGCAAAAAAAAAAAAACGUUAAAUCAAUGUUUUGAUUUCACACUUGUGAUAGAAAGUUAGUCUUGCUAAUUGUGGUAUAGACUCGAAGGGAAGCCACACGAUUGUGAAUAAUUGAGGUAGUAGCUUUAAAGGUGGAAGAGUUGCUAAGAUAAAGUGAAUUCAAACCGUUGCAACGCCACAGUACUGACUAUCAAACGCUGUCACGUUAAGAACCCCUAAUGGCUAGAAAGCAGAGCAAAUUGAGAGUGGCAUGAAGAUGAAACACACGAGUUGAAGAAUGGUCAUUGGUUUUCAUGCUAAGCUUUGUUGUUUGGAGUCUUAAGUGCAUUGGGAGGUAUUAAG